Messenger RNA from Ahaetulla prasina, 1869 nucleotides. It is a transcript of the gene CCDC71, whose product is annotated as coiled-coil domain containing 71. The transcript is spliced from 2 exons. The coding region runs from base 185 to 1432 and encodes 415 amino acids. The record is from RefSeq and is a predicted model, not a curated record. Lineage: Eukaryota; Metazoa; Chordata; Lepidosauria; Squamata; Colubridae.
GGGAGAGGGAGAGGAAAAAGUGGGUUGUCCUUGGGUUUUGCAGAAGGGUUUCCCUAUUGUUUUGCACCACCUUGGGGUGCACAUCUUGGAUUGAAUUGAUAGGAGUCCUUCCUCUCUCUCGCUUCCACACAAGUUUCAUGACCACAAAGAAUACACGUGAAUAAUAACAUCUCACAGGUGACCUAUGCUGGCUUCCCAGUGGUUUGGAUCUGCUAGAAGCUCCUGCCAGCCUAAUGCCAUGAAUGUUGAAGCGGACAAUGUGGAAGAGAAAGCUGUCCAUUCCUGGUCAAGGAUCUCCUCUGCAGGACAGAAAGCCUUGGAAGAAGCUCUCCGGGUGUUUAACCCCAUGUCGAAGGACCUGUCCAACACGGAGACCCAGUUGGUAGCUUUUCUCCAAGGCCUUAAAGAAGAAGGCUAUCAACCCACAAUCCUAAGGAGCAAAGACGUGUAUGGAUACAGUUCCUGCACUGCCAAUGCACCUGGCCAAACAAAAGGCAAUAUUCCAGACAUUUCGGAAGCAGCUGUUCCCAUUUCAGAGUCUGCCAAGGCUCCAGCAAGGAACAUAGUAACCAUAGAAAAAGUAUCUGCCCCCCUGGCGGGGAUCACAGUGAGCUCUUCUAAAGAAUCUGCGAAGCCAAUGUCGAAGAGCAGUAACUCCACAAACCUCCUAUUGAACUCCUUGAAACGGACACGUUCGGGCACAUCCAAAGCCUCAGCAAUGAGCUUCCCAGCUAAUAUGUACCCUGGUGUCUAUCCGGCCAUGAGGCUGUCAGUGGUGCUGGAAGCCUUAGUCCCACUGAAAGCCACUGCCUCUUGCCUGGAAUCAAAAUGCAAACAAGGGCACCUGGAGAUGUCUCCUUCGGACCUUAAGCGGCUCAAAGCACCCGCUGCAUCUGUGCAGUCUUCAGCCGCCAAGGCAACUAAGAUAUCAUCUAAUCAAUUGGACCCCAAAGGAUACCGGCAUUUGAUAACAAAAGUGCCAGACUCUGCUGCUCUCACGAUGAGCCUUAUAAAAGGACCAAAGGGUGGGGUGCUUCAGGAAAGCAAUGCUUGUAAGGCAUCUGGAAUCCUGAAUGGCCGAAUUUCUGGGAGCAACUCCCAGAGCUGUAGCACGGGGGCCUCCAGAAUUAAGGAACCAUCAGUGGCCAAAACUGAUCGGAGAAGUGGUGGCAGCCAUCCGCAGGCAAUUGGGGAGAAAAGAAGUGCAGAUGAAGGAAAAGAUUUACCGUGUAGAAAGAUGCCCGGUUCUGUCCCACCACCUAAUAAACCAGAACUGGCUUCCAAAGCAUUAAACCUGCUGACAUUCCAGGCCAUCAAAGUGGACAGCUCUUCGGAUGACGAACUGAGGAGGAGAGCACAACAGAUCCUUAAAGUUAACCUGUCCCCUGUGAUCAGAAUUCAGCCAUUGCCUCAAUCUCUCAGCAUCCCUUGAGUUGUUCAGUUGAGUUGGAGCUCCAAGGCCACCCCAUGAGGAUGAUCAAAUCAGCAUUGAGUCUCUCAGACCGGGUGAGGGCAUACACAAACGUCUCUACUCCUUGGGCAGCUGAGCCUCAGCUCCUGGCUGGCAAUUGGAGGAAAUUCUGCAGAGCUGAGCAACAAUUGGAUUACAAAACCGUGUUGGGAAAUACCGGAGGAGAUCUUUUAAGGCCCCGUUAAGAAGAAUAUAGACCAUCGCUGGCCUUCCUCUGGGACACUUUUCUACAGUACUUUUGUAAACAUGGCAAAAGUGCACAUCUGGGAUAUGGCGGCACUUGGGCUGUUGUACUGUGAUAUUUCUGGUUCCUUUUAUUUUAAAAUCUGUAAAUCUACUUGGUUUUAUUUUGAUCCUAUUUUAUAUACUUAUUAAAUAUAAAUAUCUAUUGACUCAUA